This is a messenger RNA of Camellia sinensis, 1522 nucleotides long. Lineage: Eukaryota; Viridiplantae; Streptophyta; Magnoliopsida; Ericales; Theaceae. The record is from RefSeq and is a predicted model, not a curated record.
UCAAACCAAACACAGUGAAUAGUAUUGCAAAUACUUUUCUAUUUCCAAGAUGGGUCUAUAAAAAAUGUUCUUAUUUGGGACUACUUCCGUAAAUACAUAAAAUAUCAAGGGCAUUAUGGUAUAUAAAAUUGAUAGAAUCAGAGUGGGUCAUUCCAGGCCGUGAAAGAAACAGAGACACUCUCCGGACGCAAUCCAGGAGUUUAUUUGUUAUCUACUCUCUCUCUCUCUCUAUCUCCCUUGAUAUUAUUUCUUGUGUCUAAUUGUUCGUCAAUUAGGGUUUAGCAAAUUAUUCGCAACAAAUUGAAGAAGAAGAAGAAGAAAAAGCAAUGGGUCCUGAUUCGAUCUUGAACGCUUCUCUUCCUGCUCUCUCAAAGGACCUGGGGAAGAAAAAGAGGACGAACAGAUUGGCGAAAUUGAAACAGAGCAAGCUUGAUGUUCGUCGUGAGCAAUGCCUUUCUCAGGGUGCAGUCAAGAAUGAGGCAUGUAAAGCGGAUUCAAAUGAUAGGGGCAGAUCUCCUCCCGCAUCAUUGCAGAUGGCUUAUGAGGGGAACAGAUCAAAAGAGAAUAUUAAAUUGAGGUCUAGAGAGGUGGAUGCUGAAGGGUCAAGUUUUCAUGAAAGUGAUAUGGACUCCCUGAUGAGCUCCUCUGUUAGCAGCAGUUUGGGUCAACACGAUUCAAUGAAGGAUCUUCCUGGGACCAGUUGCAGCAGUGCCAGCAGCAUGUGCUUCUCCAGAAGUGUCAGUGAAGCAGAUGAAGAUGAUGGUUGCUUGGACGAUUGGGAGGCUGCUGCAGAUGCUUUAUCAGCCGAUGAAAAUCAAAAUUUAGAUUUACAAGCAGGAUUAAAAACCAAGAUUGUACUUGCUGAUCAUGAAUUACCUAAGAAGAAUUGUGGAGUCAAUGUCAUAAAAAUAGAGAGCAAGGUAAUGGUCCCCAGGUCUCAUUCGAAUGACUUGAAUUGUCGAGCAUGGUGCCCUGAUGAUGCUCUCCGUCCUCGGGGUCUGCCCAACCUGUCAAAGAAGCAUACUUUAACCAUGAAUUCAGAGUGGCUUUGUGGCCAUGGAACCAUUGCUCGUGGGUGGCAAAGUGUCCUGUCUCAACCUUCUCCGUGCCCUAUAUGCUAUGAGGAUUUGGAUGUUACUGACUCUAGUUUUCUUCCAUGUUCUUGCGGAUUCCGGCUUUGUCUUUUCUGCCACAAAAGGAUUCUUGAGGCAGAUGGUCGAUGUCCAGGCUGCAGGAAGCAUUAUGAACAAAUGGCAGCGGAUGUAGGCUUUAAUGGAGGUGUCACAUCUUUUUGUACAGGUCAGCCUUUUAGUAUGAGUACAAAGUCUUAGAAACAUAAUUUUUUUUGGUUUAUAGAAAUAUCAUGUAAACGGAGUCUCUCAUCUAUGGCUUAUGUGUCAUCUGUGUUUUUGUUCCUUUUUAGGGAUCCGAUAAUCGUUGUGGAAGAUGUGAUUGUAGUGAAGGAGUCUGAAGCAUUUUUUGGAAACAGAUUCAGACUUUUAAUGAAAUCAAUUAUUUCUUA